Chlamydomonas reinhardtii is the source of this 1959-nucleotide messenger RNA. RefSeq lists its product as uncharacterized. Bases 32 to 1225 code for a protein of 397 amino acids. Gene Ontology annotation, biological process: protein O-linked glycosylation via mannose. Lineage: Eukaryota; Viridiplantae; Chlorophyta; Chlorophyceae; Chlamydomonadales; Chlamydomonadaceae. Gene Ontology annotation, molecular function: xylosyltransferase activity; glucuronosyltransferase activity. The record is from RefSeq and is a predicted model, not a curated record. The transcript has 11 exons.
AUGUUACAUCAACAAUAAGACUCCUGCGCCCAUGCGGCUGUCAACGGGACUCGCGUUGGGGAGCGGAUGGCAGCAGCAUGCGGUCGCGCUACUCGCGCUGCUGCUGCUCGCGGCGAGCGCUGUCGCCCCUGCGUCGGCGGCCCCAAACCCUAAAGCUGCAGAGCUGGAAGCAGCCAUCAACGCGGACUACAAAUUCAGCCGGACAAACUGGGACAGUGCCGUGCUCAACGACACGCUGUCCAACCCCUACCUGGAGUCCAUACACUGGAGCGCCCGCCCGCCCCGCUUCCAGUUCACGGUGUUCACGCAGCUCACUCUCAACCGGCUGCCCACACUGUUCAACAUGUGCAGCUCCUACACCGGGCCGCUCAGUGCGGCGGUGUUCCUGGCGGUGGUGCAGCCGCUGGACGCGCGGGGCCGGGGGUCUGAGGCGCUGAGUGAGGCCAGCCGGGGCAAGGUGGAGGCGGCGGCGGCGGAGGUGGCGGAGUUUCACACCAAGGUGGAGGCGGACCCGGCCAUCUGCCAACUGGACAUCAUGUUCUUCUACGAGGUGUACGACAGCGACCAGUCCAAGCUGCUGUACCCGGUGAACUACCUGAGGAACUACGCCCGAAUGCAGGUGCGCACCCGGCUGCUGGCCAUGGUGGAUGUGGACAUGUACCUGAGCGCCAGCCUCAGCGCCGAGAUGGAGGCGGAGGGCAGCAUACCCCGCUACGAGCGGCUGUGUGCGGAGCGGCGAGCCACUGUGCUGCCCGCCUUCGAGCCCACCAAGCCCGGAGCGCUGGGGCGCAUCAUGGUGACGUACAAGCGGUUUUACGAGCCCUGGUUCAUCACGUGCGAGGAGAUCAUGCCCUGGUACGACGUGGACUUCCGGGGCUACGGCAUGAACAAGAUCAUCCUCAUCGCCGCCCUCAACUACUACAACUACAGCUUCUGGAUCCACCCGGCCGCCUGGCUGGUCCACAACCCCCACACCGACACGGAGGUGCGCAAGGUGGUGGCUGAGGAGGCGAGCCAGGUCAACAAGCACCGCGCAGUGCUGCCAGCCAACGCCCUGUACCGCAAACUCACACAGCUGUUUGGCAAGGCCAAGCGCGGCAUGAUGCGUGGCAGCUACACGCCGCGCACCGACCCGCGCCAGAUGGCGGUGUACGACGUGGUGCGCUGGCUGCCGCGGCCGCCGCAGCUGGUGGGCAGCCCCACACCCGAGUCCGUGUUCACGUAGCCUGCAGGCGUGGAUGGGCGUGGGAUGGGCGUGGGAUGGGAGUGGGAUGGGACUUGGAUAAGACUUGGAUUGGACGUGGAUGGGACCUCACGAGGCGUAGGGUGGUUGGUAGGAGGGGCCCUACACACGAGAGGCCCGAAAAGGCGGGCACGCACACACGCAGGCAGUGUCGGGCCCUUUCUUGUGCGUUCUAGGACAGACAAACACAGGCACAGCUGGGCACGGGUGUGAGAUGCAUGGGGGUUUGGGUUGCAGUGCGUGCCUUCAUGGGAGCGGAGACGCGGCUGUGGAUGGGGUGAAGGGGUGGGGUUGUCAAUGCGCUUGCGCACAGAUGUGUGUGGCGCGUGUGUACGGCGUCUGUGGCGGCAAAGGACGACUCCGGCUAGUUAAGCACGAGCAUCAUGAUAUGGGUUGGCUCGGCGGGGGGUGUGGGGCAGCGGGUGGCAGGACCACACGUUAGAACCAUGAGUGGGUGGGCGAGCGAGCGAGCGAGGGGUUUUUGAAGAGCGGAGCAUUGCACGCAUGAUUUCAUUGGUGAGUGGUGUAACUGGGUGUUGUUUGUUUUGUUUUCACCAGAGCCAGUACCGUGAGCAACACGCGAAGGACGCGGGGGUGCGGGGCACACGACUUGUGACAGACCGGAGGUCUGAUGAGGCGCUGUAGCAGGGUUGCUGAUCAAAAGGCAUCUCAAGAUGUCGUCCAAGGUCCUGCUCUGGGAGAUAUAUCGUUGGGAA